Molecule: messenger RNA, 1203 nt
Organism: Camelina sativa (false flax)
Lineage: Eukaryota; Viridiplantae; Streptophyta; Magnoliopsida; Brassicales; Brassicaceae
Product: transcription factor MYB29-like
Source: RefSeq, a predicted model, not a curated record
UUUCUUGUUUCUUCAUCAUUGAUUAGGUUGUAUGUAAAAUCUAUAAUCAUAAAGAAAGAAAAAAAUGUCAAGAAAGCCAUGUUGUGUGGGAGAAGGGCUGAAGAAAGGAGCAUGGACCGCCGAAGAAGACAAGAAACUCAUCUCUUACAUUCAUGAGCACGGUGAAGGAGGCUGGCGUGAUAUUCCCCAAAAAGCUGGACUCAAACGAUGUGGAAAGAGUUGUAGACUGCGAUGGGCUAACUAUUUGAAACCUGAUAUCAAGAGAGGAGAGUUUAGCUACGAGGAGGAACAGAUUAUCAUCAUGCUUCACGCUUCUCGCGGCAACAAGUGGUCGGUCAUAGCGAGACAUUUACCCAAAAGAACAGACAACGAGAUCAAGAACUAUUGGAACACGCAUCUUAAAAAACGUCUUACCGAUCAGGGAAUCGAUCCCGUCACCCACAAGCCACUUGCCUCUAACCCUAAUCCAGGCACGCCCAAGACUUCUGAUCCCAACGAUGAUGAACAAUCGCAAUCAGGUUCGAUGUCUCCAAAGUCUCUUCCUCCUUCUUCAAACUCCAACAAUCUACAUCAUGAGACAAGCAGCAGUGAUGAGACACCGAGACACGGUGCUUCCUUGACCUCCAAGAAACACUUGUUUAAGAGGUCAAGUUCUACAUCAAAAGUGUUAAACAAAGUUGCAGCUAGGGCUGCUUCCAUUGGAAAUAUUUUAUCAGCCUCCAUGGAAGGAACCUUGAUCAGCUCUACAUCCUUGUCUCCUCCAUGUCUCAAUGAUGACUUUUCCGAUACUAGUCAACUUCAGAUGGACGAGUAUGAUCCAUUCUCUCUGCCAUCCGAACACAUUAUUCCCGAUGAUAUCAGCAUGAACACUGAACUCAACAAUUCCGCAUACGAUUUCUCGCAGUUUCUUGAGCAGUUUGGUAACAACGAAGGCGACAACAUUCAAGAUCUACUUAUGUCUGAUGUCUCAUCACCAAGCGUUGAUGAAUGCGAUAUUAUGCAGAACAUAACCGAGUGGUCAAAUUAUCUUGUUGAAGAUUCCGAUUUUAAUCGUGACACGAACCAAGAUUGCGACGACAUGAACUUCAUAUAAUCCAUUGAUUGCUUACCGGAACAGAGUUCACCGGUACUUUGAUGGUUCUCGUAGAUAUUUGUCAAGUUAUUGUCAGGUUCACAGUAGAAGUUGCUAUAUUCAAUAAAAGA